Molecule: messenger RNA, 567 nt
Organism: Phaeodactylum tricornutum CCAP 1055/1
Lineage: Eukaryota; Bacillariophyta; Bacillariophyceae; Surirellales; Neidiaceae
Exons: 2
Cellular component (GO): protein kinase CK2 complex; cytoplasm
Molecular function (GO): protein kinase regulator activity
Source: RefSeq, a predicted model, not a curated record
GUACCUCGUGAUUAUUGGUCAGAUAAUUUCAAUUUGGCUCACUUGCCGCCUGUAGUUGAAAAACUAGCUGCGCUAGGCGUGUCGGCCGGUGCUCCAGAUGAUAUCGACACUUCAAAUACGCCUGAUUAUGUACAAGGCGCAGCUCGGAUUCUGUAUUUUCUCGUACAUCAACGGUACGUUUUGUCGCCGAGAGGGCUGGAUACUGUUCGUCGGCGAUUCUUAUACAAGGCAGAGGUGGAUCCCAUCUUUGGGAAAUGUCCUGGAUUAGGCUGCAAUGGUAUGCCUCUCCUACCUUAUGGAGCUUCAAAUGAUUACAAUCCAUCAGGCUCACAGGAUUCUAGAGCCAAGCGCUACUGUGCAUCAUGUGAGCAAGUUUUCUAUCACUGGGAUUCGAAGGUCGAUGGAUGCGCAUGGGGAAACUCGUUUUGCCAUUUGUUUCUCAUGGAAUUCUACGACGAACUAUUUAGCUCAUGGAGGUCCGCAGCUCACGCACUGCCCACAGUAAAGAGUAUUUUUGGUUUUCCGUUGCACUCGAGUGCCACUGUUGCGUCCAAAUUUCAGCUAUGA